AUGGAGUCUAUACAGUCAUGGAUCUCCCAACACAAGCUCACCAGCAUUGGCAUAUUAUGGGCUGCGGCAAUUGGAGCUUCAAUGACUUAUUCAGGUGCAAGAACCACAUUUAAGCCAAGCCUCAGGCUCAUUCAUGCCAGGAUGCACGCACAGGCCGCGACUCUUGCGGUGCUCUCCGGUGCGGCUGCCUACCAUUACUAUGAGAAACGUGCUGAAGAAAAUGCGACAUUGGCUAAACUAGCCGAGUGA
Striga hermonthica is the source of this 249-nucleotide messenger RNA. NCBI's taxonomy places the organism in Eukaryota, Viridiplantae, Streptophyta, Magnoliopsida, Lamiales, Orobanchaceae. The record is from the annotation of a GenBank genome assembly.